AUGACAGAAAAGGACGGGAAGCUGUACGGCCGCGGCACGUGCGACAUGAAAGGCUUCGUCGCGGUGUGCAUGUCGCUGACGCCGGAGUUUCUUGCGAUGAAGCGGGCGAAGCCGAUCCACUUUGCGUGGUCGUACGACGAGGAGGUGGGCUGCCUCGGCGGCAAGGUGCUGACGGAGUUCCUGCACGACAACAACAUCAAGGCGGACGGCUGCAUUGUUGGUGAGCCGACGUCUAACACGGUGGUCAUUGCGCACAAAGGGCGUGGUUCUUGGCGGAUUCGCGUGUACGGCAAAGCUGUGCACUCGUCGUACGCGCUGACGGACCAGGGCUGCAACGCCAUCGACUACGCCGCGAAGCUUAUCGUGAAGAUACGUGAAAUUGCUGAGGACGUGAAGUUUCAUGGACCCGUUGACCGGUUUUUUGACGUUCCCUUCUCAACUGUAUCGACAAAUAUUAUUCAAGGUGGUAACGCUGUGAAUACCGUUCCUGCACUGUGUGAAUUUUUCUACGAAGUGCGGAACCUGCCAGUCGUGGAGGCUAAGUCAAUACAUCAAAGGGUCCAAGCUUUUGUGGACGGUGAGCUUCUUCCUGCCAUGAAAAGGGAGUUUCCUGAGGGGCGCAUCGAGAUUGAGGAGUUAAGUUAUGUUUCCGCUUUUAAGGAUGCCGAUGAGAAGGAUCCGUUUACUGUAUUGUUGCGUCGCCUGGCCAAGGAUUCCGCGGUGCGGAAAGUAGCCUAUGGCACCGAGGCUGGUCAAUAUCAGGGUCUUAGUAUGCCUGUAAUUGUCCUUGGGCCGGGAUCCAUUCUGCAGGCACACCAGCCGAAUGAGUUUGUGACCCUGGAGCAGCUCGAUGGGUGUGCAAACAUUCUUCGCCGGGUCGUUCAAUGUGAUACGAGCGGUGCGAAACCGCACCUCUGA
Messenger RNA from Trypanosoma grayi, 918 nucleotides. RefSeq names its product glutamamyl carboxypeptidase. NCBI's taxonomy places the organism in Eukaryota, Euglenozoa, Kinetoplastea, Trypanosomatida, Trypanosomatidae. Gene Ontology annotation, biological process: L-arginine biosynthetic process. The transcript has a single exon. Bases 1 to 918 code for a protein of 305 amino acids. The record is from RefSeq and is a predicted model, not a curated record. Gene Ontology annotation, molecular function: acetylornithine deacetylase activity.